GCUUGGCUCUUGACACCACCGCCGCCCGGUGCAAGAAGCGCAAAGCACCGUGCGGUGCACGAUCUCGCGUCCGCCGGCCGCAGCACGCAGCGAGAUCAUGAGCCUUUGCAUUUCGGCGUGCAGUCUCGGCGUCUUGACCCAACGGGCGACGACCACAGGAGCACUCGGACUUGGAUCUCAUGGCCUCCGGCCGCAGAAGCCGCCCCCUCGAAGUUCCAACGCCAGCCUCGACUGCUGCUGUAGUUUCAAAGGUGGCAGCUCCGACUUUGCAGGAUGGCAGCACGGGCAGAGCGGGGGCCACGGCCGCACCUUCGUGUUCAGCAGGGUAGUGAGAGUGUUGCAGCAGCCGCUUAGACGACAGCGUGCAAUGUACAGCGGGGGGAAGCAGGCAGAGAGCUUGGCAGCAUCAGCGUCAGCAUCAGCAUCAGCGGCAUGGGCAUGAGACGCCUCCGCGCACGCAGGUGAGGCAGGAGCAGAAGGACUCGUCGAGGAGGCCGUGCCAUGGCGCAGACGUAGCGUGCCUGCUUGUUCCAGACUCGACUGCACCCAGCACCCAGCAGCAUGCAGCACCUGCAGCACCGAGCGCAGCUGAGCAAGAGGGAGGGCCGCUUGUGCGGUGCAUGUGCCGAAGCAUGAGAGGCGCGACGCGCAGGCAAAGAAGAAGGCGG
This is a messenger RNA of Tilletiopsis washingtonensis, 668 nucleotides long. RefSeq lists its product as hypothetical. The record is from RefSeq and is a predicted model, not a curated record. The transcript has a single exon. Bases 98 to 442 code for a protein of 114 amino acids. NCBI's taxonomy places the organism in Eukaryota, Fungi, Basidiomycota, Exobasidiomycetes, Entylomatales.